AUGGAAGGAGGUGAUUUUCCAUUAAAUACACCUACAAGUCCAUAUAAAAAAUCGCCUUCAAAUACAACAACCACCACCACAACAACAAAUUCAACGAAUAAUAUUAUAAACCAACAAUUAUUUAUAAAUCCAUUGAAUAAUAGUACAGGUGCUCCAAGUACACCUCCGACACUUUCACAAUCUAAUAAUAAUGAUUCAAACAUAAAUCCCAGACUACAACGAGAUUUCCAACCUGCCAGACUGGAUUCCGGUAAUUUUCCAGUGACAGGAGGCUCGCUUUCCAGUCGAAGUCUAAAUCCACGUGGAGGUUCCUCCAAUAAUAUCAAGUGGAAAUGGAAUAACAAGGAAAAGCCAAUCGAUAGAGAGUUGGCAAAGAAGAAAGCAGGUGGCGCCGUGCGGAAGGACAGCGAGAGAAAACUAAAGAGUUCUGCUGGCAUUCUGAAAAAAAGAAACACUCAACUCGAGUUUUCUCAGCCAGAUAACAGUAACCAUACCGAGGGUCUCCCAAUCACAGAGGAGCUGGUCGAUAUGAGGGACAAUGGAGGUGGAACUCCAGGCUCGCCAGGAAGUGUCACUCGUGAUGGAGCAGGUGGCUCCGCCUCUCCAAAGCUAAAGCGUAGUGGAUCGGUAACGAGUACACCACCACAACCCAUUAGAAAUAUCAUGGAUGAAGACAUCGUUCCCAAUGCAUUUGGUGAGGAGGACAAGAAAAAGACAUUCUCUCCCAAGGUUUCAAAAGCAGAGAUUGUAAAAGUUAAAGAGAAAAUGUUGACCAAAAAGAAGUCGGAACUUCAGGUGAAACGAAAGGUGACUGCCAAUUCCAUGUUGGACGACGGUUUCAAUACUAUGGAGCUGAUCAUUGGUGAACAACAAAAAGAGACAGUCUUCCUGUUGAAACCAUAUUUCUCCCAUUCAAUUCUUCAAGCUACCAUGUUGGUCUUUAUCGUCUGGAAUAUCUUUUAUUUCGGUUUCCGUGCCGGUUGGACAAUCAAUACACACGAUGUCUACACCAUUCUAUUCUCUAUUAUUUUCUAUAUUGUAGAGUUUGUCUCUUUCUUGGCUACCGUUCUACAUUUGAAUAAUUUCUCGAAUCCAUGCACCAUGAUUUUGGUUAUGACUCUUGAGGAGAUUCUCAAGAAGCGUAGAAAGAAGUUCCCAACUGUAAUGAUGUAUGUCACCACCUACAAGGAACCACCCUCCAUUGUAUCUCGUACCUUCAAGACUGCCCUGAGUAUGGAUUAUCCAGCAGAGAAUCUUUGGGUCGGUCUGUUGGAUGACUCUGCCAAUUUCCGUGAGAGUCGUGGAUGGGCACAUCUUCAAGGUGUGGAAAAGAAUUUCCUUUUCCAACUAAUCUUUAGAACCAUCUAUAAUGUCCACAAGAUUGGUCCACCAACUGCCAAUUUCAAUGAGGAUCCACAUGGAAUUCUUUUGGAAACUCAAGAGCGUAUUGACAAAUCGACAAGAGAGAUCAUUGAUGCUGAAGUUCAGUGGUUUGUUGAAUACUUUAUUUUAAAUGCUUGGUUUGACAUUGGUUCCGAGGAUCAAGGUGAGGCCACGGAAGAGGAGAAAGCAUACAUACAAAAGCUACGUGAUACCAAUUUCUCACCGUAUCGUACCAUCAACAAAAAGGAAAGAGAAAUGAUUUCCAAAUUCUCCAUAGAGUCACUGAGAUCAAUCUGGCACGGUAAUGCAAUGUAUCGUCCAUUUAUUCGUAUGAUUCUUCUCAAGAAGAAAUAUGUCAGUAACUUUGUGAAGGACAUGAACGAAAAAUGUCACCUUAGAUUCAUCACACCGGAGGUAUUGCAAAAAGCAGACUAUGCAGUAUUGAUGAUGGGUCGUGAAGAAGUACCCUGGGAUGAAAUUUCACUUGGAAACGUUCGUAUUGAUUUCGAUCCAACCGGAGAGGUCUUCUCACCAAGAUGCACCUAUCUACGUCGUCGUAAGCCACCCCAUCCACACAACAAAGCCGGUAACAUCAACAAUGGACUGUUCAACGAAUCAACCAAGGCAGACUUUGAAUACAUUGGUCUACUGGAUGCCGAUCAGCAACCACAUCCCGACUUUUUGAAACGUGUAAUGCCCUAUUUCUACUCUGACGAAGGUCAUGACUGUGCGUUCGUACAGACCCCACAGUUUUUCAGUAAUAUCUAUCCAGUGGACGAUCCACUCGGUCAUCGUAAUAUGGAGUUCUACGGUCCGGUAAUGGAAGGUCGUUCAGCAAAUGGAGCAUGUCCAUUCGUAGGCACCAACGCUAUUUUCCGUCGUCAACCACUCUUUGAUAUCGGUGGAAUUAUGUACAACUCUGUAACAGAGGAUAUGUAUACUGGAAUGAAGCUACAGGUCUCUGGUUACAAGUCUUGGUAUCACAAUGAGGUGCUGGUAGUUGGUACCGCUCCAGUCGAUAUCAAAGAAACACUGGAACAACGUAAACGUUGGGCACAAGGAGCAGUGGAAAUCUUUUCACUCACACCAUGGGGUUAUAUCAGUAAGAAACUGGGUUAUCGUAAGAUGAUGUACAAUCUCGACUCUUGUAUCUAUCCAUUCCUUUCGCCAACUGCCAUCUUCUAUGGACUUUCACCAUUGAUGAUGUGUCUCUGGACUGUACCUAUUGUCGUAACGGAUCCAGUUAUUUUCAUUCUAGUCGGUAUGAUUCCUGUAAUGAUUGUUCCAAAGAUCAUUCAGUACAUGGUGUUGAGAGCUAAACGUCCAUAUGAAGCCGGACAAGUCGGUCCAUCGCUGUGGGUAGAACCAACCGAUCUUUGGAGAGCAGAACAAACUUUCUUUGCUUUUGCCGGAACCUAUAUUUCCUCAUGGAAAACCGGUGCAGCUUCGAUUGUUAGUUUGUUGAAACAACGUCGUAUCAGUCGUCACAAACUGGCAAUGUGGAACUGGAAGCGUGAUUUCGUCAAGAAACCCAUUGUCACUGAGGUGUUCCGUCAAACCAAACUUGUAAAUGAACCGGUAAAGGAAGAGGAACACGGUGGUAAGAAGGCAGAACAAUCUUUCCGUUCUUCCAACAAGGAGUCCGAUACCAUUAAGAACUCACGUCUUUUCCUUCCGAAUCUAUUUAUGUUUGGAGCGAAUGUACUUGCUCUAGUAUUGACUGUUCUUCGUUUCAAUUGUUUCCAAGAUGAUAUGUGGCUGAUGAUGGUAGUUGCCGGUUUUGCAUUCUCAACCUGUUGGCAUAUUUGGUCAUUCAUUCCGAUGGCACUUCGUCAAUCUGAAACUCAAUGGCCGUAUGCAUCAUCGUUCCAUGCACACAAUAUAUUUAUCUAUUUUAUUCUUGGAUUCUUGGUUCUAUUGUUUGUUAAAGUUAAAGUUUGUAUUCCACGUAUGGCUUAA
This is a messenger RNA of Heterostelium album PN500, 3342 nucleotides long. RefSeq lists its product as uncharacterized. The record is from RefSeq and is a predicted model, not a curated record. The transcript has a single exon. The coding region runs from base 1 to 3342 and encodes 1113 amino acids. NCBI's taxonomy places the organism in Eukaryota, Evosea, Eumycetozoa, Acytosteliales, Acytosteliaceae.